Messenger RNA from Ostrea edulis (European flat oyster), 1013 nucleotides. Its product is annotated as elongin-C. The transcript is spliced from 4 exons. The coding region runs from base 131 to 490 and encodes 119 amino acids. Gene Ontology annotation, cellular component: elongin complex. The record is from RefSeq and is a predicted model, not a curated record. Gene Ontology annotation, biological process: ubiquitin-dependent protein catabolic process. Lineage: Eukaryota; Metazoa; Mollusca; Bivalvia; Ostreida; Ostreidae. Gene Ontology annotation, molecular function: protein-macromolecule adaptor activity.
GGGUAAAUCGACGCACCCGUUUUCCACUCACGUGACUUCAUUUGCAUCCGGGUCUCUGUUGGUAAGGCCACAGCAUAAAGGCCGGAAAACACGACUCCUAGGGUAAUAUAGGGUGAUCUUAUCUGACAACAUGUCAGACUCCAAGGAUGAUAAGGGCGAGGAGGAGAAGACUUAUGGAGGGUGUGAGGGACCUGAUGCUAUGUAUGUGAAGCUGGUGUCGUCCGACGGUCAUGAAUUCAUUGUCAAGAGAGAUCAUGCAUUGACAUCGGGAACCAUAAAGGCUAUGCUGAGUGGUCCAGGUCAAUUUGCGGAGAAUGAGACAAACGAAAUUAAUUUUAGGGAAAUCCCGUCACAUGUUCUACAGAAGGUGUGUAUGUAUUUUACAUACAAAGUACGAUACACCAACAGCUCCACAGAGAUACCCGAGUUCCCAAUAGCACCGGAAAUUGCUUUAGAGUUACUUAUGGCUGCCAACUUCUUAGAUUGUUGAACAAAAUCAAUAUUUAUAUUUACUUGGUUUGUUCCCAUUCUGUCAUUGGUGCCAAAGUUCAUGUAAUUUCAACAUGCAAAGACAAGUACACUUAAGAGAUCAAUAUGGCACUCCCUGAGUAUCUAUAGUUAUAUUUAAUAUUACUAAAAUUUGUGACUUGACGUUCGAAUAAUUGACCUUGGAAUUUUACUGUGUAUUCUAGAACUAAGGAGAUACUGAAUGAUAAGUAUAUUGUAAAAAAAAAAAAACAGUUCAGUUUCAUGUGGGAGUUUUAUUGUAUUAUGCAUUUUAUUCCUUAUUUGUGUAUUAAAAGUUAUAAAAAGCAGUUAAUUCGCUAUAGAAUGUCAUUAAGAUUUAUUUCCCUACAUUUGUGCGCUGUGAUGUUUGUAACUUUACAAGGAUUGUUUGAGCUUCUAUAUAAAGUAUCUGGGCAAUAGCAAGUGAUAGAUGGGUCCAUGUUGUUGUGUAUCAUUUCAGUGUUAUGACUCAUUUAGAUUUUUGUCAUUAAAUCCUUUCUAUUUAA